ACAGUCGAGUAAGAAAUCGAGAACAUUCAGUUCCAGUGCAUUUUUCAGUGAAGUAACACUCGUGUUCACCCCCAUUUUCAUCUUCUCUGGCACUCUAGCGUGUGUGAUAUCCGGUGAGGCAGCGCAGAACACCCCAAAGGAGCGGAGAAUCGGUGUGAGGGCAGCAAGAGUCGCGGAAGUCUCUGGCCAUCGUGCUGAGAAACGUGUGAACACCUCGGGAAUCUAACCUAGUGACGGCGCCAUGGCCAAGUGGGGCGAAGGAGACCCGCGGUGGAUCGUGGAGGAGCGCCCGGACGCCACGAAUGUGAACAACUGGCACUGGACAGAGAAGAACGCCACGCCGUGGUCCAAGGAGAAACUGCGGGCGCUACUGCUGGACUUUGUGGUGGACGAGGGCGGCGCGCUGGUGUCCGUGACGGAGGUGGAGAAGCUGGAGGGCGAAUCGUCGGCCAACAACCGCAAGGGCAAGCUCAUCUUCUUCUACGAGUGGAACAUCGUGGUCAAGUGGCAGGGCGUGCUGCCCGGCGAGGACACGCCAGGCACCGGAAAGCUCACCAUUCCCAACCUGUCGGAGGAGAACGAUCUCGCGGACAUCGACGUGCAGGUGACCGUGGACGAGAGCAACGAGGUGUCCGAGCGCCUCAAGGAGUUCCUGUACAAUGUGGGCAGAGACAAGGUGCGGGAGCUCCUGGGCGUGUACGUGCGUGAGCUGCGUGAGGAGUUCUCCAAGGGCAUGAUCCUGCCGAAGAAGGACGGCAGCGCGCCGCCCGCCAAGCCCGACGGCGUGUCCAACAUCAAGAGUGGCUUCAACAAGAAGAUCACCAUCGAUCCGGUCGUCAGUUCGCAGCACUCCAAGGCUUCGGGAGGGCACAAAAUCGACGUGGUCACCAUCACAGCGUCCGAGCGGUUCCAGUGCCAGGCGAACGCCCUGUACGAUGCUCUCACGCGCGUGGAAAUGGUCACGGCAUUCACCAGAGCACACGUGAAGAUGGACCCAGUCAAAGGCGGAGACUUUGCUUACUUUGGCGGCAACGUGAGCGGCAAAUUCCAAGAAUUGGUGCCCAGUGAGCUCAUCAGGCAGACGUGGCGACUGAAGCAGUGGCCGGAGGGACACUUUUCCACGGUGCUGAUGAAGAUCGAGGAGAUGGAUGACCACACAGUGCUGACGCUGACGCAAACCGGCGUCCCAGCGGCCGAGGAGGAAGUGACGCGGAACAACUGGAAGCGCUACUAUUGGGAUAGUAUUAAGCAGACGUUCGGAUUUGGGAGCUUUUUAGGGUAGAUCAAUCAAGGAUAUAAUUUAAAUGAAAUUUCGCUAACUCACGACCGGAGGAAUCUUUUGAUUUUUGGAUGCUUGCUUAGCGUGGCGCAAUUGUGAAUCAUCUCAAUCUGUCUUGGGAAAGCGUGAAGGAAGAGUAAAUAGAUUAAUUUAACGAGGAUAA
Messenger RNA from Phlebotomus argentipes, 1442 nucleotides. Its product is annotated as activator of 90 kDa heat shock protein ATPase homolog 1. Gene Ontology annotation, biological process: protein folding; positive regulation of ATP-dependent activity. Gene Ontology annotation, molecular function: protein-folding chaperone binding; ATPase activator activity. Bases 242 to 1282 code for a protein of 346 amino acids. Gene Ontology annotation, cellular component: cytosol. The transcript has 2 exons. The record is from RefSeq and is a predicted model, not a curated record. NCBI's taxonomy places the organism in Eukaryota, Metazoa, Arthropoda, Insecta, Diptera, Psychodidae.